Molecule: messenger RNA, 558 nt
Organism: Momordica charantia (bitter melon)
Lineage: Eukaryota; Viridiplantae; Streptophyta; Magnoliopsida; Cucurbitales; Cucurbitaceae
Source: RefSeq, a predicted model, not a curated record
GUAUAAAAACGAGCACCCCACUGAUUCAUUUUCACCAACAAAUUAAAAGAUUGAAAUUCAGAGCGCAAAAUAUUCAGAGAGAAAAGAAUGAGUUCGUCAACAAGAGCUUUGAUUGCGGCGGCCAGCGUCGGCGUUGUGGAGGCCUUGAAGGACCAAGGAAUUUGCCGGUGGAACCAUGCCAUAAGAUCGGCGCAGCACUACGCCAAAAACCAUGUCCGGUCUAUUUCUCAGGCCAAAAAGUUGUCCUCCGCCGUGACUUCUGGUAAGCACCAGAGACAGUCGUCGCCAUCGGAGGAAUCUCUGAGGACGGUCAUGUACCUCAGCUGUUGGGGUCCUAAUUGAACCCACAAUAUAUUCCGGUUCGACCGGGGGCGGUUCAGGUUUAGCAACCGGCGAUUGGGUUGAAAUAGAUGAUUAUGAUCUCUUUAUUUCUUGUUUCUCCCACUGGGUUGAAAUUGUAAUUUACACGAGGCGUUGGGCGACGGAUUCUUUGAAGAAUUGUAAAGGCAGUUCCUUUUCUUAUUAUUAAAGAGAAUUGAACCAAAGCUUUUUUCACUA